Molecule: messenger RNA, 9615 nt
Organism: Ipomoea triloba (trilobed morning glory)
Lineage: Eukaryota; Viridiplantae; Streptophyta; Magnoliopsida; Solanales; Convolvulaceae
Exons: 18
Coding region: 13-9615 (3200 amino acids)
Biological process (GO): protein phosphorylation; DNA integration; recognition of pollen
Molecular function (GO): nucleic acid binding; protein kinase activity; ATP binding
Source: RefSeq, a predicted model, not a curated record
CAUACUGAAAACAUGGAAAGACAAACUAGCAUCUUCACAAGAAUCAUCGUCUUGACCAUGUUUCUUUCAUUUCUGGUAUGUUUGUGCAGUUCCACAGACACCAUUACUUUCAACCAUACUCUCAAAGACGGGGAUUUAUUAAUCUCUAAUGGUAAAUCUUACGCUCUCGGUUUCUUCACUCCCGGAAAUUCCACCUCCGGCAAGCGAUACGUCGGAAUAUGGUUCCAAAAAUUACCAGAACAAACGGCCGCUUGGGUUGCUAACAGAGACAGCCCAGUCAACGGCACAUCCGGAAUCCUCUUCAUCGACAGCACCGGAAAUCUUGUCAUCCAAGACAGUAAAACUAAUGUUUCUGUCUGGAACACAAGUCUUUCUUUUCCGGCGAUGGGGAUAAAAGGUUAUUCUGUUCAGCUACAAGAAACUGGGAAUCUAGUGUUGUAUCAUGACCACCCGGAUAGACGGGAAACUCAAUGGCAGAGCUUCGAUUAUCCCUCAAACACAUUUCUUCCUCACAUGAAAUUCGGAGUAGUAGACAAGAAAACUGGGCGGAACCGGUGCCUUACGGCGUGGAAGUCGGCGGAUGAUCCCGGCACGGGCGAGUAUGUAAUGCGAUUGGAUCCGAAAGGGAUUCCACAGGCGAUUCUGUACAAGGCGUCGUCCCCUGCCUGGAGACUUGGGCCUUGGAAUGGCCUUAGAUGGAGCGGCCUUCCAGAAAUGACUCCAAACAUAAACUCAUACAAUUACUCCGAAAACAACGAGGAAGUCACGAUGUCGUAUUCGACACAUGACCCGUCGAUAUACACAGUAGUGAUGGUAAAUGAGUCUGGGGCGUUCAGUAAGAUUAUAUGGCAGCAAGGGAAUGAUAGUGUGAUGAGAUGGGUGGGGAUGUGGUUCUACCCCAACGACGAUUGUGAUCGGUACGGCCACUGUGGAGCGUUUGGCAUUUGCGAUCCCUACACUCCGGGGAAUAUUGACUGCCGAUGCGUUCCCGGGUUCAAGCCGAAGUCAAGCCGGGAUUGGAGGCAAGGGUGCUGGAGAAACGAGGCAGAAGUGUGCCAUAACGGUGAGGGGUUCUUGAAACUAGAGAAUAUGAAGAUCCCAAGCACUCAAAUGGCGAAAUUGAACAAAGCCAUUGGGUUGAAGGAAUGUGAGGAGCUUUGUUUGAACAACUGUUCUUGCACGGCAUAUGCAAGCGCAAAUGUCAGUGAUGGCGGAAUGGGAUGCAUUGCUUGGUAUGGAGAGUUGAUAGAUAUGAGGGAGUUAACACCUGGAGGCCAAGAUAUCUAUGUUCGAGUCUCUGCAUCUUAUUUAGAUCAACUUGUAAAGAAAUCUAAAGAACAUCAUGGGAAAAGGCUCAUAGUCUCGGUGAUUCUGCCCAUUGCUGUUGUGACACUUGUGCUCUAUUGUUUUAUCACUACCAAUAUCAGAGAAGGUAAAACAACACCAAGCAGUAAUACCAGUUUACAAUUGAGAAAAUAUAUGGAAGAAGCUGGAUAUGCAGAUGUGUUAGCCUUUGAUCUAAACACAAUUACAGCUGCCACUAAUAACUUCUCUGCAGACAAUAAACUUGGAGAAGGUGGAUUUGGUUCUGUUCACAAGGGUAUGUUGCAAAAUGGACAAUUUGUAGCUAUCAAAACACUCUCAAUAACAUCUCAACAAGGGAUAGAAGAAUUCAAAAAUGAAGUGAAGCUAAUUGCUAGACUUCAACACAGAAAUCUUGUGAGGCUUUUAGGAUGUUGCAUUCAACAAGGGGAGAAGAUGUUGGUUUAUGAAUAUUUGUCUAACAAAGCCCUGGAUAGUUUCAUCUUCGAUAAUAGACAAGGGAUGUUGUUGGAAUGGAAGAAACGCUUUGAAAUUAUUUUAGGAAUUGCUCAAGGGUUGUUAUAUCUUCAUCAAGAUUCUAGACUACGAAUCGUUCAUAGAGAUUUGAAAGCUAGUAAUAUUUUGUUAGAUGACUCAAUGAACCCGAAAAUAUCAGAUUUCGGAAUGGCUAGACUUUUUGAAGAUGAGCAAGUCGAAGCAAACACAAAUCGAGUAGUUGGAACAUAUGGCUAUAUGUCACCGGAAUAUGCAAUGGGAGGUGAUUUUUCAGUAAAGUCUGAUGUGUAUAGCUUCGGUGUUUUGCUGUUGGAAAUUGUGAGCGGAAAGAAGAACAAACACAAGUACAAGGAAACCUCGUGUAAUUUAAUAGGAGAUGUAUGGGAUUUCUGGAAUGAAGAAAGAGCACUGGAAAUUGUCGAUCCAUCAUUAGGGGCGUCGUAUGAUGAUCAAGAAGUUUUGAGGUGCAUCCAUGUCGGUUUAUUGUGCGUUCAACUAUAUCCUGACGAUAGACCAAUUAUGUCAGAAGUGAUUUUCAUACUAAGUAAUAACACAGAACUCCCUCGUCCUAAACCACCUGGAUUUAUAUUCAUUCAAGAGAAUACAGCUACUCCAUUCUCAUAUUCUACAAGUGAUGGUGGAAAUCAAUCAUGUACUACUAUGUCAAUUACUGAACUCGUUGGUCGUACAAUAGUGGACUUGAAGGAGGCAGUAGGGACAGCUACAGAUCCAUAUGAUAUGAUGAGUGGUCCUGAUCGGUCGUUCCGAAAAACCUGGGUGUUCAAAACAAACAUCUCUUUGGUAGUGUUUCUUUCCUUUCUAGUAUGUUUAUGCAGUUCCAUAGACACCAUUACCUUCAACCAACCUCUCAAAGACGGGGAAUUACUAAUCUCUAAUGACAGUUCUUACGCUCUCGGUUUCUUCACCCCCGGGAACUCCAUCGGCAAGCGAUACGUGGGACUUUGGUACCUAAAUAUACCAGAAAUGGUGGUCGUUUGGGUCGCCAACAGAGACCACCCCGUCAAUGGCAAAUCCGGAAUCCUCUUCAUCGACAGCACCGGAAAUCUCGUCAUCCAAGACAACAAAACCGGUACUUCUGUCUGGAAUACAAGCCUUUCCUUUGAGCCCACCGGGACAAGAGAUUAUUCCGCUCAGUUAAAGGAUACUGGGAAUCUAGUUCUGUAUCAUCAUGACCAAGAGAGAAGGGUUGAUAAAUGGCAGAGCUUUGAUUAUCCCACGAAUACAAUACUAGCGUCCAUGAAAUUUGGGGUGGACAAGAAAAAAAGUCUGAACUGGUUUAUGAGGUCGUGGAAGUCGCCGGAUGAUCCGGGCACCGGCGAGUAUACUGUCGGGAUAGAUCUCACCGGAAAACCUCAGGCGUUCCUGUACAAGAAUUCUUCGUCCCGGGUGUGGAGAGUCGGGCCAUGGAAUGGCAUUAGAUGGAGCGGAGUGCCGCAAAUGACCCCAGAAAUCACCCCUUACGCCUUCACCGAAAACGACGAUGAGUUCUCGGAGGAAUACUGGAUUCGGGACCCGUUGUCGGUGUAUUCAAUAGUAAUGUUAAACGACUCCGGUACGUUGAACAAGAUCAUGUGGAAAGGAUCGGGAACCGGCGAGAAGAAAUGGGACGGCGUUUGGUACUAUCCCAACGACGAUUGUGACUACUACAGUCACUGUGGUAGUUUCGGCAUUUGCGACAAAGCGGGAUUUUCCUGCAGAUGCGUUUCUGGGUUCAAGCCUAAGUCGAACCAGGAUUGGAGUGUUGAGCAACUGGAGUUUAGCGUAAAGAGAAGUAAAAGGAAGCUUUCUUCAUUUUCCCAUCAACUGAAGAAUGAAUGUUACAGACAGUUAUACUGGGAGAUAUUCCCAAUAUCUCCCAGUAUAACUUUGCUCAACAUGGUAUCAGAGCUUCCGCGCCGGAACUCCUACGCGGCCGCCCUCUCCGGCGAGGCGAACCAGGAAAGACGCACCGACUCGCCGAUCGCUCGAUCUCCAGUUCGCACAGCUUCAACAACAAUUCCGCAGAGGAAUUCAUCGCAGAGAAACAGCAAUGCAGAAGAUCUAGAGAAUCCUUUUCUCUUCAGCGCGAACGAUAAUCCGAACAUCGUGCUUGUAAGUCCGCCUCUAAACGGCAGUUCCAAUUACAGUUCAUGGCGUAUUUCCAUGAAAAUCGCCUUGGAGAUCAAAAAUAAAUGGUGCAUUGUCGACGGAAGUGUCGCCGCACCAGACAUAGAAGACAUCCAGUACGUCCUUUGGAGAAGGUGUAAUCUCAUGUUAUGUGCUUGGAUCUUUAAAUCCGUAAGUUCAUCGAUCGCACAAAGUAUAAUGCACUUGGACAGAGCUAGUGACGUCUGGGAUGAUCUGAGCAGACGAUUCGCUCAGUGUGAUGCUCAAAAGAUCUCAACCCUGCAAAACGACAUCAACAAUCUGAAGCAAGGCUCUCUUACAGUGAGCGAUUACUACACAAAGUGUAAAACGAUGUGGGAAGAAAUGAAUGCUUUGAGGCCCCUACCAAUAUGCAAAUGCAUUCCAAGAUGCAAGUGCGAUCUCGUCGACGAAAUCAGAAAGGAACGCGACGUUGAUCAGGUUAUUCGCUUCCUUCAGGGAUUAAAUGAUGAUUUUCAUACCUUGAAAUCUAAUGUUCUUGUCAUAGAUCCUCUCCCGGAAGUAUACAAAGUGUAUGUCAUGGCUGAAAAAUUAGAGAGACAGAUCAUUAUAAACAAUUUGAACAGCAACAACCCGGAAGUCGUACAUGCCAAUGCUGUCCAGAAUUCCUCAGAAGAAAUGGUGGCUGCCUUUAACAAUUCUUACAAUGCCAGGAGGUUUCCAAACACUGGAGAAACACGGCUACCCCCGGGCUGGGUGCCGGGAUACAAGAACAAAACAAAACAGCAGGGAGCAGCUCCAGUGAUGAACAACAUGACUGAUUUUGGUGUCACAAAUGAUCAGUUCCAGAAGCUUAUGAUGGCUGUCCAAAACCAGAUGGGACAAACCUCUCAAACUCAAUCUGGACAGCUUCCCAACUCAGCAGCAGCCAUCUCUUUGAUUCCAAGAUUCGAAGAGGAUCACAGUGAAGGCAAGUUUCCUACUCCCCAUGUUAAUUUCAUUUCCUUGUGUAAUUCCACAUGGAUUCUUGACUCCGGAGCAACAGAUCACAUAGCAUGUUCAAUUGAAUCGUUUGAUGAUUACUAUACUGUUGAGGGAGAUGAGGUCAGUUUACCCAAUGGAGAAAGGGUUGCAGUCAAGCACAAAGGAAAUAUAAAGCUUGGGAACAAUUUAUGGCUAAGAAAUGCUAUGCACAUACCUUCAUUCCAUUUCAAUAUAGUAUCAGUAAGCAGGCUGCUUCAUGACUCUUCUUAUGAUCUGAUUUUUUCCUCUGAGCAGUGCAUGAUUCGGGAACCUCAUGGGAUGACGGUUGGUUUAGCUAAGCAAGAGAAGGGACUCUACCUCAUGGUGAGGCCACCUAUGGAGUUAAACAAACACAAGAAAUUGGCCAUGCAGUGUAAUAGAGUUGAUACAUGGCAUCAACGUUUAGGACAUUUUCCUAUAAGCAAGAUGCAUUUGCUUAGAGACAUACCUAAACCAUCUACUGUAAAUAAAGCUUGUGAUGUUUGCCAUUUGGCUAAGCAUAGACGUUCUCCUUUCCCUUUGAGUGUGUCUUCAUCUAAUGCAUGCUUUGAUAUAAUUCAUGCCGAUAUUUGGGGUCCCUUCCCAGUAAGUUCUAUGAAAGGGGAACACUAUUUCCUCACUCUAGUGGAUGAUUUUUCACGAUAUACCUGGCUGCAUCUAAUGAAAAGGAAAUCGGAAGUUAGAAAUCUGAUUAAACGGUUUCACAGUUUUGUUUUAACUCAAUUUGGGGUUCUAAUCAAGGUACUGCGAAGCGACAAUGGGUCAGAAUUUGAUAUGGGGGAUUUCUUUGAUGAGAAGGGAAUGAUUCAUCAAACAUCGUGUGUGAAUACUCCACAGCAAAAUGCCGUGGUAGAAAGAAAACAUCAGCACAUCCUUAAUGUUGCAAGAACUCUCCGGCUCCAAGCACAUCUGCCAUUUGAAUUUUGGAGUCACUGCGUUAUGCAUGCGGUGUUCUUAAUUAACAGACUCCCCUCACCAAUAAUCGAGGGUCUUACUCCUUACCACAGACUAUACAACAAGGAACUGGACUUAACCAUUCUAAGAGUCUUUGGUUGUCUCUGCUAUGCAUCCACUCUAUCAAAUAUGAGAAACAAAAUGGAGCCAAGAGGGAGAAAAUGCACUUUCAUAGGCUUUCCUGCAAAUACUAAAGGAUAUAUUCUAUAUGAUUUGUCUGACAAGUCCAUUUUUGUUUCUCGUGAUGUAGCCUUCUAUGAGCAACAGUUCCCUUUCCAAGAGCAGAAUACACUAAUGUCAAAAGAGUUCGACCCUUCCUUGCCAAACAUACCUAUAUCAACUCACUUGCAGUAUGAAGCUCAGCCUAGGGACAAGGAAGUUCAAUUUCCGGACAUUGAACAGGCCGAGGGUGAACCAAUCAGCACCAGUAGUCGUAUUUCCCCGCAGAACUCUGCCAACCAUGCCCUUCCGUUCAUUGAAACAACAACAGAAGGGUCACCCACUAAUCAAUCCUCACACCAGGAAACAAUGGCUGAUACACAUAUGGAUGAAGCCAGCCCAGCCCCCAGGCGAUCAAACAGGGAGAGACAACUGCCAAGAAAAUUACAUGAUUAUUAUUGUGAUUCAGUUAUCCAACAUCGGUCACCUCAUCUUCUAUCCAAAGUGAUCUCGUAUGAUAAUCUCUCUCCCCCCCACAAAGCUUUUGCCAUGGCAGUUACUUCCCUCACGGAGCCUAGAACAUAUAAUCAAGCUAUCAAACACCAAUGUUGGAAGGAUGCAAUGACAGCAGAAUUAAUGGCACUUCAAGAAAACAAUACUUGGCAACUGACAGAACUACCGGCUGGAAAAAUCCCCAUCGGCUGCAAGUGGGUUUUUAAAACAAAAUUGAAGGCAGAUGGAUCUAUAGAACGUCACAAAGCGAGGUUGGUUGCUAAGGGAUACACACAACAAUUGGGAGUGGAUUAUAUUGAAACAUUCUCCCCGGUUGCUAGGCUGACAACCAUUCGAACAUUCUUGGCUGUUGCAACGUCUCGCAACUGGUACAUUCACCAGAUGGACAUCAAUAAUGCGUUUCUUCACGGUGAUCUUAAAGAAGAGGUCUAUAUGGUUCUUCCACCCGGCUUUCAGGGAACCAAACCAAACCAAGUCUGCAAAUUGACCAGAUCACUUUACGGCUUGAAGCAGGCAAGUCGCCAAUGGAAUGCCAAAUUAACCACAGCUUUGUUGAAUGUCGGUUUCAGACAAUCGAAUGCCGAUCCUUCUCUGUUUACAAGGGGAAAGGAUGAUGUUUUUGUUGCACUUCUGGUCUAUGUUGACGAUAUAUUAGUGGCAAGUGGCCGGAUGGAACUCAUUCAAGAACUGAAGGAUUUACUGAAUGCAGCUUUCAAGAUCAAGGACUUGGGGGUCCUAGGCUAUUUUCUAGGCAUUGAAGCCAGCAGCAGUAAAGAGGGGCUGAACAUUUGUCAGAGGAAAUAUGCUCUCGACAUCCUCAAUGAUACGGGUUUUCUUGACUGCAAACCAGUUCGAACCCCUAUGGUGCCUGGCUCUCUCCUAACUCCAAAAGAUGGUGAACUGCUGAGUGAUCCAAGCGGUUAUCGAAGGUUGAUUGGGAGACUAUUGUACCUCACGGCUACUAGGCCAGAUAUUACCUAUGCUGUACAUCAUCUCAGUCAAUUUGUAAGUGCUCCCACAGACAAGCAUAUGGUUGCUGCCCACCGUAUACUUCGCUACAUUAAAGGUUCUCCCGGCCAAGGCCUUUUCUAUCCGGCAGGAACCUCACUCAACCUCAAAGCCUUCUCUGAUUCAGAUUGGGCAUCAUGUGCUGAGACACGUAAAUCUAUCACAGGGUACUGCAUUUUCUUAGGAACAUCCCUUGUUUCUUGGAGAUCAAAGAAACAAGCAACGGUGUCAAAAUCCUCAUCCGAAGCAGAAUACCGAGCUCUUGCAACGACAGCCUGUGAAUUACAAUGGAUCACCGCUUUACUUCAUGAUAUGCAAGUCAAUUUUGCCAAUCCAGCUGUGGUCUACUGUGAUAAUAAAUCCGCUAUAGCAAUAGCCGAGAACCAUGUCUUCCAUGAGAGGACCAAACACAUUGAUAUUGAUUGCCAUAUCAUAAGAGAACGAAUCACUCAGGGCCUGAUAAAGCUGCUCUCGGUAUCCUCUCUGAAUCAAGUGGCAGAUGGCUUCACCAAACCACUAGGCUUACCUCUUUGCUCAACAUGGAGGCAAGGGUGCUGGAGAAACGCGACAGAAGUGUGCCGUAACGGUGAGGGGUUCUUAAAGCUGGAGAACAUGAAGAUCCCCGACACAGCAAUGACCGCGAUGAACACAACCAUAGGGCUGGAAGAGUGCCGGGAGCUUUGUCUGAGCAACUGUUCAUGCUCGGCCUAUGCCAGGGCGAAUAUCAGCGAUGGCGGAACCGGAUGCAUUACCUGGUAUGGUGACUUGAUAGACAUGAGGGAGUUCACACUUGGUGGCCAAGAUAUGUAUGUUCGAGUUUCUGCGUCUGAUUUAGAUCAACUUCUAAAGAAAUCUAAAGAGCAUAAUAGGAAAAGGCUCAUAUUCUCGGUGAUUCUGCCCAUUGCUGCUGUGAUUCUUGUGCUCUAUUGUUUGGUCACUACCAAUAUCAGAGAAGGUAAAACACCACGACCAAGCAGUAAUACCAGUUUACAAUUGGAGAAAUAUAUGGAAGAAGCUGGACAUGCAGAUGUGUUAGCCUUUGAUCUAAACACAAUUAGAGUUGCCACUAAUAACUUCUCCGCAAACAAUAAACUUGGAGAAGGCGGAUUUGGUUCUGUUUACAAGGGUAUGUUGCAAAAUGGACAAUUUGUAGCUAUCAAAACACUCUCAAGAACAUCUCAACAAGGGAUAGAAGAAUUCAAAAAUGAAGUGAAGCUAAUUGCUAGCCUUCAACACAGAAAUCUUGUGAAGCUUUUAGGAUGUUGCAUUCAACAAGGGGAGAAGAUGUUGGUUUAUGAAUAUUUGCCUAACAAAGCCCUCGACAAUGUCAUCUUCGAUAAUAGACAAGGGAUGUUGUUAGAGUGGAAAAAGCGUUUUGAAAUUAUUUUAGGAAUUGCUCAAGGAUUGUUAUAUCUUCAUCAAGAUUCUAGACUACGAAUCGUUCAUAGAGAUUUGAAAGCUAGUAAUGUUUUGUUAGAUGACUCCAUGAACCCAAAAAUAUCAGAUUUCGGAAUGGCUAGACUUUUUGAAGAAGAACAAGUCGAAGCAAACACAAAUCGAGUAGUUGGAACAUAUGGCUAUAUGUCAUCAGAAUAUGCAAUGGGAGGUAACUUUUCAGUAAAGUCUGAUGUGUAUAGCUUCGGUGUUUUGCUGUUGGAAAUUGUGAGCGGAAAGAAGAACAAACACAAGUGCAAGGAAACCUCGUUGAAUUUAAUAGGAGAUGUAUGGGAUUUUUGGAAUGAAGAAAGAGCACUUGAAAUUGUCGAUCCAUCAUUAGGGGAGUCGUAUGAUUAUCAAGAAGUUUUGAGGUGCAUCCAUGUCGGUUUGUUGUGCGUUCAACUAUAUCCAUAUGACAGACCAAUCAUGUCAGAAGUGAUUUUCAUGUUAAGUAAUGAUAGAGAACUCUCACGUCCUAAUCGACCAGGAUUUGUAUUAAAUAAGGGGAAUAAUGCAGCUCCAUUAUCAUAUUCUACAAGUGAUGGUGGAAAUCAAUCAAGUAAUAGUAUGUCAAUUACUGAACUCGUUGGUCGUUAA